AUGGAAUCGCAUGAGUCAAAUAAUGGUAUUAAUUUGCCGGGUCCAAGUAACGUAGAUUGCAAUACCUGGAAUUGUUAUAUCGGAAACACAAGUAUCAUUGAUACAGGGUCUCAACCACCUGAAUAUCAUCAAAUUGUACCCACUCUUCGUUCAAAUAUUGAACAAAUGCGGAAAUGUAUUUCUAUUGACUUAUUAUCGGCAAGCCAAAGGGAAGCUAAUUUCUUGCGAAUGAUUGAUCGCAAAGCUCCAAUACUUUAUCAACAAAGUAUCGUCGAAAAUGCUAUCCGACGCUACGAAUGUUUUUGGCUUCCAAUGCAGGCAGCCCGUCCAGAUGUCAGAAAUAUACCGCCAUUGGAUGUUCAUUGGGUAUGGCAUUGUCAUAUGCUUAGUCCAAUACAUUAUCAACAGGAUUGUGAAACGAUUUGUGGAACAGUGAUUGAUCACAAACUACUCAGUUCGGAUGAAAUUCAACAACGAUACGAGCAGUCUGUUAGUAUUUGGCAAAAUUUUUGUGGUGAUGAACCCUAUGAUUUUUUGAGUUCCAAAGUGAAUAACCAUCAGCCAUACCAUCCAAGAUCAUCGUAUGAUAUUGUCGCUGCUGUACAACGACAGCGUAAUUUUAAUUAUCAGAUCUCACUGCCACACUAUACGUCAACAAAAUUUAUUAGCAACGCUGUAGAACGAUACCUCAAUUUUCUAUUGCUGAAACAAACUUACACGGAUCAAUUUUUAACGCCUUGCUAUGAUUUUGAUAUUGUAUGGCAUACACAUCAGGUCCAUCCACAUUGUUACCUACGUGACUGUACAGCAAUUUUCGGUUGGUUGAUGAAACACGAUGAUACGGUGAAUGAUCGUAAUAAGAAUAGUAAGCUACUGAAAGGUGAAGCGAUGACGAAACGGCUUUGGGCUGCGCAUUUUCAAACUGGAUUUUGGCGCAGAGGUUCAAUGUAUAGAGGACAUCCAGCGCCAUCUUUUCUGGGUUUUGAGACGCAAGAUUUAAGUAGUAUUACGUAUGGUCAAAUGGACAUACCAUCAAUUACGCUUCGUGAAAUUCCACUGCAACGAGAACAAGUCCGCUUGAAAUUGCUCUACGGAAAUAAAAAAGUUACAGCAUUCAAUGCAGAUCUCACUUCCGAACAGGUGACAAAAUCUGGUUUCUCAUUGGUCUGGCAGCCGACCGAGACUUCUGCAAGAUCAUCAGUUGUGAAAUUCCCAUUUGAACGACGCAAUCCUAAAAAAUUUUCUCUUGAAUUGGAACUUUUCGACAAAGUAUUUCUGCAAAAGAAAGACGUAGUUAAGUUAAGUGGACUUGUUUCACUAGAACAGUUACUUCCACUUCCGAACUCGAAAGUAUCCCAAAACGUUGUUCAAGUUACUGUAAAAGGUCGUGAGAUGGAUCGAGAUUUGAAAGCGAAGGUCAGCAUUACGACAAACCUAUCGUUGAACCGCGAGCUACAACUUAUCGUUGGUGAAUUUGUGCAACAGGAACUAAUUCCCGAAAGCCAUUUGUGGUUUUUAUGUCAAUCGGCAGCAUUAAACCGCGCUGCUUUGCAAAAAUCAGCAACCAUUCAUUUAGCCACACAUACAUUAGUGGAUUCUCGUGACGGUACAAAAUAUACCAUUCAGGUAGCACAUAGUGCUUCAUUAUUGUUAUCAAUGAUACUGGUUUACGGUUGUCAACAACGAUUACUUUGUAUGGCUCAUUUAAUAGGUGCCGAUACGCUCCCUUCAAAAGAUCAACUGGAUGCUAACCUCCAAUUUCUACCUCAUCUAUCAACACCAGAUGAGCGCGCAAUUGCCGUAAUGAAUAAGGAUGGUGAUUUCGCUAUUGUUAAAGGGAAAUGGAUUGGUUUCAGCCGUAAAGUCCCUGGUGGCAAAGAACAGAAAGCAAAACCUGGAAAUCCUGGAAAAUUGCAAGUGGAUGCAUUCAACUUGCUAAAAAAUACGGUACAAAAGUUCGAAAUCCCAGGUCCUGAAGGAAGCACAUUCUUCAUCAUAGGAGAAGCACAAGCACGUUUACCAAGCAAACGAAUACAGUGUCGAUCAAUCCAAACUGCUGAACAUCUCGCUUGUGUUUUCAGUGUCGCAACUUUAUUCGUACUUUGCAAUCCUGAUAAGGUUCGUUUACAUGGUGAUACGAACAGUAUUGCACACCAAUGUCAUAAGUGGCCUUUGACAAUAGCAUGCGGUUACGGUAAAGCAUUACCAAACAAUAGGCAUAUGAAUUCGCAUCAAGAAAAUAACGAAGAUUUGAAUAUGACUGCUGCAAUGAUUGCUGUUUGCGCAGGAAGUUGCGACGAUGGUGCAUGCGGAGCAUGUGGUGCUUGUGGUGCAUGUGGUGGUUGCGGUGGUUGUGGUGGUUGUGGCGGAUGCGGAGGUUGUGGCUAA
This is a messenger RNA of Cercopithifilaria johnstoni, 2388 nucleotides long. NCBI's taxonomy places the organism in Eukaryota, Metazoa, Nematoda, Chromadorea, Rhabditida, Onchocercidae. The record is from the annotation of a GenBank genome assembly.